CUCGACGAUGAGCUCUUGAACCCAACACCCAUCACGACGCCGGCGCCUUUCCCAACAUGCGUCGCUCGCAGUCCCGCGCUGCCUCCCCGACCCCCACCGCGUUCUCGGGCAUCUCCAACUACAAGACGGAGUCCUAUCGUCCCAUCGGGAAGGACAAGAGUGCACCCGCCGUCCCCCAAAUCGACUACAGGACCGUGUCCAAGAUCCACUUUGACGAGCUCUCGUCCUAUCUAGCUGCCUAUCUUGCGCGCUCAACUCAGGACUCUCGCUCCACCGCCCGACAGAAGCUCACGCGGCUGACAAUCCAGCAGUUCCAUGAGCUGUCCACUGAUGUGUACGAUGAACUAGUGAGGCGGAAGAGCGACAAGCAAGUUCCCUUCCUUCCUGUGCGUGAGGAGUUCCACCCCAAGCGCAACCAGGCUCGCCAGAAACUCGCUACCCUCCCUACUUCCCGCUUCGAAGACCUAUCAAGCGACGUUUACUACGAACUCGCAAGGCGCUACCCGGAGUUCAAGGAAGAUCCGAGCGGGAAGUCAAACCAGGACUCGGAGGACCGUCCAUCAGACAGUGGCUACGGAAGUGGCAGCAGGCGACCCUCAGAAGACCGCAGACGGCCCAGUGAAGCCACCUACUCCAUCUCGAGUCGCCAGAGCGAAGAUGUCUACCGCGGCCGGAAGCCGGGCGAGGAGCAAGGUCCUCCCCUCUCUAGAUCCGCCAUGAGCCACAACUACUCGGGCAGUGUUGCCUCAUCACGGCGGCGACCCUCACAAGACACUACUGGACGCCGUUCGGAAGACCGUGGAGGUGCCGAUAUCGCGCGCCGCCCUAGCGGGAUGACUAGCACGAGCGGCGCAAGCGAGAGCGCCUCCUCAACAAUGCAGAGCGCCACUGCCACCAGCCAGAUGAUCAUCCCGACGAAAAGCACAAUUGAGGAAGAGUACAUCGAGGUGCCCUAUGCGCGUGAAGCGCGCGAGAGCGGAAGCACUACCAUCGACGAUCGCGAACCAAGCCGGGAGCGGGGCGAUCUGCUUGACGAGCCCGAUAGCGCGAGCGACUAUCGCGGAUCGACAAGCCCUGCCGUCGGUGGCUUGAGCGGCCUCAGCGCGCGACUGCGAGACACCGAUGACGACGAUGAUCUUGGCCGCCGAAGCGGAGAUGACUUCUACAACAAGGGCAGGGCAUCUGCGGCGUCUGACCGCUCUGGCGGAGGGCGAUUCGGCGGGCGGGCUAGUGUCGCGGACGACACGGAGAAAAUGAAGCGGGAUUACGAGUACAAGAUCGCGACUAUGCAGUCGCAGAUGUCGUCCAUGCAGCGUGAUCUCGACUCGGCGGGUGCACGGGAGAGGAGGCGAGGUGACGAUGAUGAGAAGGUGCGGCAGCUCGAAGACCAGCUCGAGCAGAUGAGGCGGCAAUCCGAAGCGCAGGCCAACCGCAUGCGCGAGCUCGAAGACGAAGUCGACAGCUUGAGGCGCGAGCGUGACCGGCGAGAGCGAGACAAGGUGGCCGAUGAGGAGGAGCUGCAGAUCUUGCGAGAUCGCUGCGAGCGUCUAGAGGAAGAGCGCGAAAGGGGAGGUGGCGGCGGAGGCGGGGCUGACCCAGAGAUCGUCGACCAACUGCGCUCAGAUAUGGAAGGCUUGAUGGCUGAGCUGGAGGACUUGCAGCGGCGCAACGACGAGUUGAUGACUGCGAAGGACUCGGAUCUUGGCGUCAUCCGUGAGCUCGAUAGCCAGCUCAAGGAGUACAAGCGCAAGUACGAGCAGGCGAAGACCGAGCUGCGCAGUGUCAAGGCGACAUCACAGCUCUAUUCGCAGGCCCCCAGGGUCGACAGAUCAGCGGAGGAGCUGCCAGUCACUGCCGACGGUGGCAUCCUGGACAUCCAUAUCACCGCCUUCCUCAGCUCUGUCGACAGCUUGCUCACUGCCGGUCGCUCAAACGCGCCGACACGCGUGCUUUCGCCUAUGAAGGCCGUUGUCAACGCCGCGUCUGCGAUCAUCGAAGACAGCCGCGCGUUCGAGCGACGCAGCUCGCGGGAACGAUCCGACGUCGACCCCGAGACGCUCAAAGCCUUGUCAGAGCGUCUCGAGGCCACGCUCAGCAACCUCGUCGCCGCGGUCAAGACCCAUGCGUCAAGUUCAGGCAUGUCCCCCGUUAGCCUGCUGGAUGCUGCUGCCAGCCAUGUAUCUGCAACGGUCACGGAGCUCGCACGCACCGUGCUCAUCCGGCGGGCGACGAAGCAGGAGCAGGAGCAGUUCGCUGCAGCGAGCCCGGCGACGCGAAACGCCUUCUCACCAAUGCUGCGCUCGGUGGAGGAGCGGUCAAUGCAUAGCAGGGUUGGUAGCACGGCUUCGUCUGGUGCGGGUGAACGUAUGCGGGGGUUUGGCCGGGGGACGCCGUCGGGUAACUCGAGUUCUGAGCACACGAGUUCGCCGCCACCUAUCUUUGACCAGCCAAAUGGCGGGGGCAACAUCGCGAGUGAUGAAUCUGCGACUGGAGCGGAAGAUCCUUGGGCUGAGCUCAAGCCGUACCUUGAAGCUCAAACCGAAUCCAUCGUUUACGCAAUCCAGAGCGUGCUCUCCGGCGUCCGAAGUCCAACACCCUCGCCGACCCUGAACGAGAACAUCACCCAGAUCAUCACCAUCGUGUCCAGCAUCGUUGCCGUAUGCAACGACAACCUGCCGCCCGCGUCCGCCGCGCAAGGGAAGGAGAUCCUGCGCGAGCUCGGGGAGCACGCAAACAAGCUGAGCGAGGUGCAAGCGCUGCCAGAGGUGACAAAGGAGUCGAGGCAGAUAAUGGCCAAGUCGAGUUUCGCAGUUGCGAACGCGAUGAAGGGGUUGAUGAAGCUAUAAUAGUGGCCGAGGCAGGCCCUCGGCAGCACCUUUAUUCACCUUCUCUUGUUUUUCAUUGUUGCAGCAGCAGGUGUGAUCUACUCGCGGCGCGUUACAUACCUUGUCUCUACGUAUCUCUCAACCGCUACUCUGGUCUAGUUUAUCUUAUUUUCUACUGUCUUUGUACGGAGAUAUCGCACAUACUCAUUUCGCGUUCGCAGUUCGUCUGUAGGUAGGAUAUGGAAUUUUACGACGCUUGUGAUGAUACCCUUAGGCGAACAUGCCAUGUACAUGAAUUUUGGUCAGAGUUUACC
Messenger RNA from Schizophyllum commune H4-8, 3139 nucleotides. RefSeq lists its product as uncharacterized. The coding region runs from base 57 to 2846 and encodes 929 amino acids. Gene Ontology annotation, molecular function: MAP kinase scaffold activity. NCBI's taxonomy places the organism in Eukaryota, Fungi, Basidiomycota, Agaricomycetes, Agaricales, Schizophyllaceae. The record is from RefSeq and is a predicted model, not a curated record. Gene Ontology annotation, cellular component: actomyosin contractile ring; cell cortex of growing cell tip. The transcript is spliced from 8 exons.